AUAAGCAGCAAGCAGCUUCUGGGUUUUGCUUUCAAGCGCACUCCUGCUGAAUCGCUGUGAGUGAGUGUGUAUAUGUGUGUGUGUGUGUGUGUGUGUGUGUGUAUGUGUGGGGCGUUCACUCUUUCUCCUGCCACAGUAGCAACACAUUACGCAGCAGCGUCGGCCCCGAACAAAAGGCUAAACGCAGCAGAGCAACAGGAGGGGAAACUCAGGGAUAGAAGCAGGCAGAGUGGCCCAGCGUGACUGCACUUCUCAGGGAGGAACUCAACCUGCCGUCCCUGGAGUGGAGACAGGACGGUACACUUGACCAGCCCAGGCUGACUGUCUGUCUCUGUGUCAGAGCUGAGGAGCACACCCUCUCACUUGACAGCCUUGUAUUUCACUUUGCCUUUCAUUCACACCCCCCACCUCAGUCUCUGUCAUCCUUUAACUGAGACUCCUGCACCUGCCCUCCUUCACCCCCCCGGGGUCGUCCUCACUUUUUCGUCCACCUGUCCCAUCUGAGAUGUCAGACGAUGACUGCCGCUCGCCUAUUGGCCUGGACUGUUGCAGUUGCUGCCUGGACCUGGCCAACGGCUGUGAAGACUCCAUGUCUGGCAGUCCAGCUCGGGGCCUUGGUACUGCUGGGGGCCUGCCGGGGAGCCCCACCAGCCCCAGCGUCAAUCACUUCCGCCAGCUACGCAACCAGCUGAUGUACCAGAACCUGAACACGGACAAGCUGAACAACAUCAUGAGGCAGGACUCCCUGGAUUCAGUGGUGAGGGACCCCUGCUUCCUUCUCAAUGAGGGGAUCUGCAACAGCAACAUUGACCAGACCAUGCUGUCCAUACUGCUCUUCUUCCACAGUGCCUCUGGUGCUAGCGUUGUGGCCAUCGACAACAAGAUUGAGCAGGCGAUGGAUCUUGUCAAGAACCACCUGAUGUACGCCGUGCGUGAGGAGGUGGAGAUCCUCAAAGAGCAGAUCAAAGAGCUGGCGGAGAAGAACAACCAGCUCGAGAGGGAGAACUACCUGCUGAAGAACCUGGCCAGUCCAGAGCAGCUGGAGAAGUUCCAGUCUCGCAUCCCGACAGAUGUGCUCCUGGAUAAUCAGAGCGCCCAGGUGACCCAGGACCAGCAGCAGCAGCAGCAGCAGCAGCAGCAGCAGCAACAGCAGACCUGCAACCACAGCUCUGGCUCUGCUGUAUAAGUGGCUCUGCCUUGGGGCGGGCAGAGCCACUGUCUCCUUACAGUAAUGGACCUCCAUUUCAAUGAAAGUGUUACAAAUUCGCCGCCGAGAGCUCCUUCGAAAAACAACGAAGGUGAAGCAUCGGGGCUGUAAAUGACCGAUGGGACACAAAAGAACUGCUGACACUGAUAAGCACAAAACAGAACUUAAGAACGCUCUGACCGGUGCGGUGUCAGGCCCGUCCUCUUGAUACCGUCCAACUCUUUGUCGUAGUCUCUCUUUGUAGACAAAAGCGCUAAGAAUAGAGAGAGGGCUGACUAGUCACUGAAGAGCGCUUGCUUUCAGACAGAGGGGUGGGGUGUGGGGGGUUUUCCCCUGUCUGGCCGAACCCUUCCAACAAAACACCUUUUGCUCCAGAGAGGUGGGGUGAAGAGGUGUUGAUCGGGCUGGCCCUUGCAGGUGCUAACUCGGAAAGUGUUGAUGGUAGGGGUGGCGCGGGUGAGUUUUGCUCCCCUCGCUCGCCUGGAGGAGACCUGGUCCGAGACUGGUUCCCCCAAGUCUCGAUGAGAGAGAGAGAGAGAGAGAGCCCCAUCAUGCGGAUUUGUCCCAUCUCAAAGUACAAGUUUCAAGGACUCCCACUCAGCCACUCAUUUCAGCCGCAUCACCAGGACUUUUCCUGUACCUACAAUGUAUUACUCGUGUUCAUGUACAUUUGUUCAUGCCUAACAAGAAUAAUCAACAGGAUAAGCUAAGGCAAGAGAGGUGGAGGUUAAUGCAGCAUAGCCUGUUAGUGCUGGUGGACCGCUGCAGUAGACUGAUCACUAUACUGUCAUGAUUCAGAAAAUGUAAUCCUGUGUUGUCUGCAGUUGGGGCUUGCUGCUUCUGGGGGAAAUUAAUCCUGCUAUAUCUUCUGUUUUUGUUUCUGAUUCUGAACAAAAAUCAGUUGUUGUAAAAUAGGAGCUUUGUACAGUGGUCUUAAAAGAUUUUUUUUUUUUUGUAUGCUAUGGCGACAGGCGUAGCUGCCCAACUUGUUUGCCUGGAGCUCUUCACAGUAAAGGAUAACUACAGUGUACAUAAAACUGAAACGUCCUGAGGUAUGUUGUGGAGAUGGUGAGCAAGCAGACCCCCUGCAUUUCUCGCUGCACAUGCACUCCAGACUUUAGCAGCGUCAUCCAGCAUGUGGUCCGUUCAGUGCUCAGAUGCCAACUUGAAAACGAUGGCAUGACAACAGUGCCUGUCUGUAGUAAGAGAAGAACAUGUUUCCAUGUUGAACUCUGUUGUUGUUGUUCUCUAGCUACCAAAGACUUUGCCUAUUGUUUUGUUUUUUUUCCAACAACAACAGAGGCGGAGCAAAACCAGGACCAUGUGUAAAACUUCACAGGGAGAAGUCUCGUUUGUAGCUAGUGCUAAAGUUUCUAUGUAAUUUGUAAAGAUAACGGUAUUGUUGCUGUACAGUAUCCUGGAAACGGUUGUUGACUGUGGUGUUUGGAUACGACUGCACAUUUGCAAUAAACCUUAUGUUUACAUAAUACAGUA
Messenger RNA from Lates calcarifer (barramundi perch), 2701 nucleotides. RefSeq names its product TSC22 domain family, member 3 (gene tsc22d3). The coding region runs from base 506 to 1186 and encodes 226 amino acids. Lineage: Eukaryota; Metazoa; Chordata; Actinopteri; Centropomidae. The record is from RefSeq and is a predicted model, not a curated record. The transcript has 3 exons. Gene Ontology annotation, biological process: regulation of transcription by RNA polymerase II.